UGCGCUGUUAACGCUAGUGGUUCACAAGGCUCCCUCACGCCUCACGCCUCACAUUUUACAUGAAGCAAUUGCGAGCCUUCAUAUGCACUGCCACUGCGUUUCCCGCUUCCGCGUAUCUAUCCGGUAGGAUUUCUUUCAGACGCGGAUUGCUUAGUGCUCUCGUUAGAAAGCUCACAGCCGUGUGUCCUACAGGCUACAGCGUGCCAAUCGAGCCGAGUGAUAGAGCCCGCGGGUUGCAGCUUUCAGCCUUGUUGUUGAUUGGCGCAUAUGAUGCUACUAGCAAUCAAGGGAGGUAUCGGUCCCUUAGGUAUUUUGGACAGGUCACAGAAGAUCCGUACCUCUAGUGGUAACAAUUUUACCUAUAUGACUCUCAAAUACUUACCUACCUUACGUACCUUACCUUAGUUAUCAGAACAUAAACCCUAGGCAGUACAGUCAGUAACCAAUCCUUGAGGCUUGAGUUGCGUUACUCACCCCGUGAUCCACUCACUUAGGAGCCUCUACCACAGCUACUCGGCCUGAGUCGCCAAGAACGCCCAGCCUCUUCAUCUUGCCCA
Messenger RNA from Amorphotheca resinae ATCC 22711, 557 nucleotides. RefSeq lists its product as hypothetical. The coding region runs from base 60 to 344 and encodes 94 amino acids. NCBI's taxonomy places the organism in Eukaryota, Fungi, Ascomycota, Leotiomycetes, Helotiales, Amorphothecaceae. The record is from RefSeq and is a predicted model, not a curated record. The transcript has a single exon.